CUGUCAUUCUGCGCUGCGCUGUCAGUUCAACUUGGUUCGUGAUCAAAAGUCGCUUCAGAAAAAAAUAAGUGCAAUUUUCGCGUUGAAAAAGUGCUUCCCGGGGGUACAAAUCUAGUGAACCUUUGACCAGUCCGCACUCUCGGAAUUCCGGCGCAACCCGUUGCAUUUAUCCUUUGGCCCGCGUGCACAAACUUCCGAUAUCUUAAACUAAACAACCAAAAUGUCUGCUCCUGAAGGAUCCAAUGGUUUCCCUAAAAUUCCACCCCCGCCGCGUUCCGGUAGCGUCCAGCCGACCGGAAGUCAGGCCAACGGCCAGAAUGCCACCGCCGCCAACAACAAGCUGAAGCAGACGCAGGCCCAGGUCGACGAGGUGGUCGGCAUCAUGCGCGUCAACGUGGAGAAGGUGCUGGAGCGGGACCAGAAGCUGUCGGAGCUGGACAGCCGGGCGGACGCACUGCAGCACGGGGCGAGCCAGUUUGAGCAGCGCGCUGGUCAGCUCAAGCGGAAGCAGUGGUGGGCCAACAUGAAGAUGAUGAUCAUCAUGGGCAUUAUCGGCGUGGUGCUGCUGAUUAUCAUCAUUUUGUCCAUCAUUUACUAAGCAAGAUCCGUUCUGCGUUCCAUAGUAACGGUGUUUUUCUCGUUAUUUUCCGACGAUGAAAGAGAUGAAAAAAAGAGAUCCGCACACAACACAGCAUAAAGGCAGUAAAACAUUCGUCGACCCUUUCCUCAAAAAAAAAAUCGCACAAAAUUUUCCUCCCACCUUUUUUCGGACAAUCCACAAAUCCUUUAGGCAGAUUUUGGUCCUCUCCCAAAAAUAAAA
This is a messenger RNA of Culex quinquefasciatus (southern house mosquito), 820 nucleotides long. It is a transcript of the gene Syb, whose product is annotated as synaptobrevin. Gene Ontology annotation, cellular component: plasma membrane; SNARE complex. Gene Ontology annotation, molecular function: syntaxin binding; SNAP receptor activity. Gene Ontology annotation, biological process: vesicle fusion; vesicle-mediated transport. Bases 221 to 598 code for a protein of 125 amino acids. The transcript has 4 exons. NCBI's taxonomy places the organism in Eukaryota, Metazoa, Arthropoda, Insecta, Diptera, Culicidae. The record is from RefSeq and is a predicted model, not a curated record.